Molecule: messenger RNA, 2094 nt
Organism: Mangifera indica (mango)
Lineage: Eukaryota; Viridiplantae; Streptophyta; Magnoliopsida; Sapindales; Anacardiaceae
Product: disease resistance protein RUN1-like
Exons: 2
Coding region: 658-1995 (445 amino acids)
Biological process (GO): signal transduction; defense response
Molecular function (GO): ADP binding
Source: RefSeq, a predicted model, not a curated record
AGUCAAUAAAGAGAAAUGGCAGGGUAUCCAAUGCCUUGAUUUUUGCUAAAAAUGGGGCGAAAUUUGUUUGCUGGUAGCUCGAAACUUCUUGGUGCAUGCAUGGGAUAGAGUAAACCAAACUAGCUCAUUAUUGUCUUUCAAGUAAUUCGAGUCUAUGGUCUGGGUUAUCUUAUCUUGAUCUCGCUACUGCCUGAAAAAAUACAAGUUUAUUUUCGUCUUUCAAGUAAUUAGAGUAAACCGGUGUCGACGGCGUUCGCCAGAGCCUUCCUCUUCAUCCUCCUCCACGUAAAAUAGUGGGUCUCCUAACCCUAAGAGAAGAAGAAACCAGACUAGCUCAGUUAUCAUUGGUAAUUAAUUUCUGAUUCACUGCCAGUAAAUCGGAACAAUCAGCAGAUCUUAUUUAAACUACAUGUAAGCAGAUUUUUAAUUUUCUCUGCAAGUUCAUGCAAUGAGUGAAAUUCACGACAAUGGUAAAAUUCCUAAAUAUUAUUUAAACUAUACUAGUUCCAAGUGUGUGCGGACUUGAUGCAGUAAAUUUUCAUAUAGAGUUAUCCUUGUUAACCUUUGUCUUGGUUUUCUCUGUAGUGUGAAGAGUGAGACCGGAUUCCUUAGCUCUAUCCGACAGAUCUGAUCAAAGCCCCUCAUCAGUUCAAGUUGAUGGCUUCUUCUUCCAAUAAUCCAGACGUAAAGUAUGAUGUUUUCCUUAGUUUUAGAGGCAAGGACACCCGGAAUAAUUUUACAAGCCGUCUGGACGCAGCUUUGCGUCGUAAAAUGAUUCAAACUUUCAUCGAUGACGGACUCGAGAGAAGAGAAGAAAUUUCACCAUCUCUAUUGGAGGCAAUUGAACGGUCAAUGAUUUCUGUUGUCGUUUUGUCAGAAAAUUAUGCCUCUUCCAGAUGGUGCUUAGAAGAACUUGCAAAGAUCCUUGACUGCAAAAAAAGGUUCGGACAGAUGGUAAUACCAAUUUUCUAUCACGUUGAUCCAUCACAUGUGAGGAAUCAAACUGGAGCUUUUGGGAAAGCAUUUGACGCACUCAAAAAGCGUUUUGAGGGGAGGUUAGAUGUGCUACAGAGAUUUAUUUUUGGGCGCUCCCCCCCCCUGUUUUACCCAAAACAGGAAAAUGAUCUGCUACAGAGAUGGGAGACUGCUUUGAUGGAAGUAGGCAAAAUCUCUGGAAUUACUACAGAUAGCAAGCGUGAAUCUGAACUCAUAGAAGAAAUUGUUACGGAUAUAUUAAAAAGACUAACAAAAAUGUCUCCAAGUGCUCACAGUGACCUAAUUGGAGUAGAAUCUACCAUCAAAGAAAUUGAGUCUUUGUUGGAAAUUGGAUCCAACGAUGUUUGUAUUGUCGGGAUUUGGGGCAUCGGUGGAAUAGGCAAGACAUCUAUAAGUCGUGGAAUAUUCAACAAACAUUGGAGAUAUUUUGAAGGUUCUUACUUCGCUGAAAAUGUUAGGGAAGAAUCAGAAAGGAGGGGACUAACUUUCUUGCGUGAAGAACUUUUUUGCAAAAUAUUAGAGGAUAGAUAUGCCAACAUAGGGCUCACCCUCACAAAAGAAAGACUUGCCCAUAAGAAGGUUUUCAUUGUUUUUGAUGAUGUGACUUCUUUAGACCAAAUAAAAAAUUUAAUUGGAGAUCUCAAAUGUUUAGGUUUAGGAAGUCGAAUCAUUAUAACAUCACGAGAUAAACAAGUUCUUAACAAUUUUUGUGGGGCAGAUAAGAUAUACGAGCUUGAGAGAUUACAUCAUCUCAAAGCUCUUCAGCUUUUUAGUCGUCAUGCCUUCAAACACAAUGGGGAUACAAUUAAAGAGUACAUGGAGCUAUCAGAAUGGAUGGUAACAUAUGCUAAAGGUGUCCCAUUAGCUCUUAAAGUUUUGGGCUCUUUUCUAUUAGGAAAGACAAAAAGAGAAUGGGUAAGUGCAGUGGAUAAAUUAAAAAGAUGUCCUCAUAAGGAUAUCCAAAGUGUGUUGAAAAUAAACUUUGAAGAGAUAAGUUAGUCAUAUGAAGACCCUGUAAUAUGUUAAUAAAUCAAUGUCUAGAUGAAUUAUGUUGUUUAGAUAUAUAGUCAUAUAAUAUGAAUUAUGGUUGAAUUUAAA